CGGAUGCCGGCCGGGGGCCGGGCGCUGCGGGCAGCGGGGGGCCGCGGGCCGGGGCUCGCUGCGCCCCUCGGGCCCCCCAGGGCCGGGCGGGAGGCGGCGGUGAGCCCGGACAUGGGUGUUUGUCUCCGGGCAGCGCUGCCCCGUGGCCUGUUGGUACCUGCGGGCGGGCGCCCGGUGGAAAGUACCUUUUUCUCAUGAACGGUUCUAGUUCCUCGCCCUGGGCUCUCGCCAUGGACACUAUGAAAACCACUUACAUCGUGCUGGAACUGAUCAUCGCUGUGCUCUCCAUCGCUGGCAAUGUCCUGGUCUGCUGGGCAGUGGCCAUCAACAGCACCUUGAAGAAUGCCACCAACUAUUUCCUGGUGUCUCUGGCGGUGGCUGACAUUGCCGUGGGUUUGUUAGCCAUCCCUUUCGCCAUCACCAUCAGCAUUGGAUUCGAGGUGGAUUUUCACAGCUGCCUCUUCUUCGCCUGCUUCGUGCUGGUGCUGACCCAAAGCUCCAUUUUCAGCUUGCUAGCGGUGGCCAUCGACAGGUACCUGGCUAUUAAGAUCCCACUGAGGUAUAAUAGUCUGGUGACUGGCAAGCGGGCAAGAGGCCUCAUCGCUGUGCUGUGGCUCCUGUCCUUUGGAAUUGGACUGACUCCACUUAUGGGCUGGAAUAAAGCCAUGAGCGGCUGUCCCAACACCACCAACGAGACAGGGGUUGACACCAGGACACAGCACCAUGGCUGCUUCAUCUCAUGCCUCUUUGAGAAUGUGGUAACGAUGAGCUACAUGGUGUACUUCAACUUCUUCGGCUGCGUGCUGCUUCCCCUGGUUAUCAUGCUGGGAAUCUACAUUAAGAUAUUCAUGGUCGCCUGCAAACAGUUGCAUCAGAUUGAACUGAUGGGCAACUCCAGGACCACGCUGCAGAAGGAGGUCCAUGCAGCCAAGUCUCUGGCCAUCAUUGUGGGAUUUUUUGCCUUCUGUUGGCUGCCCCUGCAUAUCUUGAACUGCAUCACACUCUUCCACGAGGAGUUCUCCAAAUCCAAGCCUGAGUGGGUGAUGUACAUGGCCAUCAUCCUCUCCCAUGCCAACUCUGUCAUUAACCCCAUCAUCUACGCCUACCGGAUCAGGGACUUCCACUACACCUUCCGCAAGAUCAUUUCCAAGAUCCUCUGUAAGACUGACGACUUCCCCAAGUGCACCACUGACAACAACCAGCACCUGACUGUCACCAACAUUAACUGCCCUGUAGCCUCUGUCACCAUAUGACCCUGCAUGUCCUGCUCCCGGGAUCCUGCAGUGUCCCUGACACUAUCCUCCCCUGUGCCUCUGUGACCAGUUGCAGCUCGCUCCCGGAGGAGCGCUCAGAGAUGACCACUAUGCAGUUAUGCAGCUGUAUUUUUUGUUAUUAUUAUUAUUAUUUUUGUAAUUAACACAGUGCCUCCUGGAGGGAUAACCUGAGCGGGGAGACUGACUGUGAACCCAGGUUGCGUGAGUGCUGGUGACCGUGUUGUGUCUCCAUUCCAGGUCAGACACUGACUGUGGAAGACCCACUUGCUGGGGGCGUUUCCCCAGUUGUGCUGCUCGUGUCAAGUCCUAUUUUAAUUGUUAUUAUUAUUUUUUUUAAGCUUUUGAUUCCUUUAGGAGUAAUAA
Messenger RNA from Pezoporus occidentalis (night parrot), 1637 nucleotides. RefSeq names its product adenosine A2b receptor (gene ADORA2B). The record is from RefSeq and is a predicted model, not a curated record. Gene Ontology annotation, biological process: adenylate cyclase-activating G protein-coupled receptor signaling pathway; vasodilation; G protein-coupled adenosine receptor signaling pathway. Gene Ontology annotation, cellular component: plasma membrane. The transcript is spliced from 2 exons. Gene Ontology annotation, molecular function: G protein-coupled adenosine receptor activity. The coding region runs from base 195 to 1253 and encodes 352 amino acids. Lineage: Eukaryota; Metazoa; Chordata; Aves; Psittaciformes; Psittacidae.